AUGCGCGGAAAGCUGCUGCCGAUGGCUGGCCUCUACCUGGUCCAGGGCCUGCCCUAUGGGUUGCAGUCUGGCCUGCUGCCCGUGCUGCUGCGGGCCCGUGGCCUCUCGUUGACGCGCGUGGGACUGGCCAAAGGGCUUUAUGCACCGUGGCUGUUCAAACUGGCGUGGGCCCCACUAGUGGAUACAAGGGGGUCUCCACGGGCCUGGCUGGUGCUCAGCACGGCUGCGCUGGGCAUCGUGUGUGGGUUGCUAGCAGUGUUGCCUCCAGCUGAGGCCGGCCAGGUUGGACUGCCCGCCACUACCGCAGUAUUGCUCCUGUUGCUGAACUUGGGAGCGGCUGUGCAGGAUGUGGCCCUGGACGCCCUAGCUGUGCAGCUCCUGGAGCCCGCCGAGCUGGGCCCUGGCAACACGGUGCAGGUGGUUGCCUACAAGUUGGGAGCAGCACUGGCAGGGGGUGGGUUGCUGGCUCUGGUGCCCGCCCUCUCCUGGCCCCUGCUCUUCGUGCUCCUGGCUGCUUCCUAUUUGCUGGCCUCUGCACUGGCCUGGGCUGCACCAGCCCUACACCAGCUGCCACAGCCCCAGCCCUCAGAGCCACGCCCACGCCCUCAGCACCACCUGCAAGCCCUACUGGCUGUGCCUGGGACCCUGUGGCUGGCUGGCUUUGUGUUCACCUACAAGCUGGGUGAGCAGGGUGUUGGCAGCUUGUUCCCGCUUCUCCUGCUGGACCAUGGCGCCUCUGCCCAAGAGCUGGGGCUGUGGAGUGGCAUGGGAGCUGUGGCCUGUUCCAUCGCUGGCUCUUCCCUGGGCGGAGCCCUGCUAGCCAGGCACCGGCAGCCAUUGCCCCUUCUGAGGCCAGUGCUAAAUCUCCGCUUGGGAGGCCUGGCCUGCCAGACUGCCCUGCUCUUCUGCUUGGAUGCCUUGGGGACCGAUGUGAGCCCUGGCACCGUCCUGAAAGGGAUGGCCUUGUUGAGUCUGUGUGUGCAGCACUUCCUGGGAGGCCUGGUCACCACUGUCACCUUCACCCUGAUGAUGCGUUGCAGUCAGCUUGCCCCCAGCGCCUUGCAGGCCACACACUACAGCUUCCUGGCCACCCUGGAGCUGCAGGGGAAGCUGCUGCAGGGCACACUGGCUGGCGCACUAGCCGACGGGCUGGGGCUGCGGCCCUGCUUCUCUGUCUUCCUGGCUCUUGCAGCUGUGCCCACUGUCUACCUGGGCUUGGCGCCCGGCUCCCUGAACCUAUAA
This is a messenger RNA of Orycteropus afer afer, 1242 nucleotides long. It is a transcript of the gene SLC33A2, whose product is annotated as major facilitator superfamily domain containing 3. Lineage: Eukaryota; Metazoa; Chordata; Mammalia; Tubulidentata; Orycteropodidae. Gene Ontology annotation, cellular component: membrane. The record is from RefSeq and is a predicted model, not a curated record. Gene Ontology annotation, molecular function: transmembrane transporter activity. Gene Ontology annotation, biological process: transmembrane transport.